Messenger RNA from Oreochromis aureus, 4488 nucleotides. It is a transcript of the gene sh3gl3a, whose product is annotated as SH3-domain GRB2-like 3a. Gene Ontology annotation, cellular component: glutamatergic synapse; presynapse; cytoplasm. The transcript has 11 exons. NCBI's taxonomy places the organism in Eukaryota, Metazoa, Chordata, Actinopteri, Cichliformes, Cichlidae. The record is from RefSeq and is a predicted model, not a curated record. Gene Ontology annotation, molecular function: protein binding. Bases 165 to 1319 code for a protein of 384 amino acids. Gene Ontology annotation, biological process: synaptic vesicle uncoating.
UAGAGCUUCACUGAGCUCGGGUCAUGCUGCAAUCUUAACGGAGCUGACUGAUGAGUGCGGAGCUGUGGUGUCGGCUGCUUCGUUCUUGAGCCCAGCCUCCGUCGGCCGUGUGUUGAGUCGUUUUACCGGAGUAUUUUGUGCGGGGUUGAAGCCGUUCGUCCAGGAUGUCUGUGGCCGGGCUGAAGAAGCAGUUCCACAAAGCCAGUCAGCUCCUCAGUGAAAAGAUCAGCGGGGCGGAGGGGACGAAGCUGGAGGAAGACUUCUUAGAGAUGGAGCGGAAAAUCGAGGUGACCAACAAGUCGGUGCUUGACCUCCUGUCCAAAACAACAGAAUACCUCCAGCCUAACCCAGCGUCUCGAGCCAAACUGAACAUGCUGAACACGAUGUCCAAGAUCCGAGGGCAGGUGAAGACCACCGGCUACCCCCAGACCGAAGGCCUGCUGGGCGACUGCAUGCUGCGCUACGGCCAGGAACUGGGAGAGGACUCGUUGUUUGGAUGCGCUCUGGUAGAUGUGGGUGAGGCCAUGAGGCAGAUGGCAGACGUGAAAGACUCGCUGGACAUCAACGUCAAACAAAACUUUAUUGACCCCCUGCAGAAUCUACAGGACAAGGACCUCAAAGAGAUCACGCAUCACCUGAAGAAGCUGGAGGGCCGCAGGUUAGACUUUGACUACAAGAAGAAGCGUCAGGGGAAGAUCCCAGACGAGGAGAUCCGGCAGGCGGUGGAGAAGUUCGAUGAAAGCAAAGAGCUGGCCGAGAGGAGCAUGUUCAACUUCCUGGAGAAUGACGUGGAGCAGGUAAACCAGCUGUCGGCACUGAUCAAGGCGGCGUUGGAGUACCACCAGCAGUCGUGUGAGAUCCUGGAGGAGCUCAGUGGGAAACUGCAGAAGAGGAUAUCCUCGGCCAGCAGCCGGCCCAAGAGAGACUUCAAACCAAAGUCGAUCAGGAGCAGCAUCGAGGUGCUCGACAACAACCAGCACAACGGCCUGUCCUACAGCUCCUCGCUCAAGUCCACGGAUACGCAGAUCAGCAACGCAGUCAACGGGAAAACUGAUCACAUACCAUCUGUGCCGCUGUCAUGGCCCGACACCCCCGCUACCAACGGCAAUGCUCACCAGCCGGAGGUUUUGGAUCAGCCCUGCUGUCGCUCCCUCUACGACUUUGAGCCGGAGAACGAGGGCGAGCUGGGCUUCAAAGAAGGCGACAUCAUCAUCCUCACCAACCAGAUCGACGAGAACUGGUACGAGGGCAUGAUCAACGGCGAGUCCGGCUUCUUCCCCAUCAACUACGUGGAGGUCAUCGUCCCCCUGCCUCAGUGAAGAGCGCCGCCGCCGGGCCUCCGCAGACUCUCCUCGGCCUCGGCCCGACUCGGGCGUGAGCGUGCGGCGGAUCGGCAGAUUCUGUUUCGAACCACAGACGCGGAUGUUUCGUCCCGGCCGACUUCAGAUCAAACGUCUCCUUUACUUUUGUCGUCUGUUGAUAUUUAAGAACCUGAACGGAAACCCGAGCCUUUAACGGGACACUCGGCCUCAACCUGUCGCUCCGCCUGCCGUCCAGCACCGCCGCCUCUGCCGGGUAUCCCGACGCCUCCGUCUGACCACUACAAACAUUUCCUCACUUUAUGGUCACGUUAUUUCUGCUAAAAGUCACCUUUCAAUGUUUCCUGGUUGUGUCAAAAAUGAUGUGUUGCAAAUCAGAAUCAGACAGGAAGUGAGCAGCUCCACAUUCCCACAAUCCAUGGAUGGAGGUGCUUUUAUUUUGAAAUGGAGCUCGGCAAGGUUCUGGUUUUUAAUGUGAGAGAAGUGAGCAGAUGGACUCUCGUCUGUGUGAUGAUCCAAAUCCAGCCUUUGUUUGAAGCCUCGCGAGGCCCAAAUCUCAUUCCACUUCAUUCUGACUUUGUUUCUUUAUUUUUGUAGUUUCGGCGUCGUUUCUGUCCUUAGUUACAACUUUAUGCUGAGACUGGGACGUGGACAGCAGGGGACGUUUUAAUCAUUAAAGAAACACGAGCAGUCGGGCGAUCAGUCGUGUUUGCCAACGUUUUGGAGCCACGGCACAUGUUUCACAUUAGAAAAAUCACACGGCACAAAAACCACAGCGAUCAUUUUUCCCCGCGCACCGCUCCGUUUGUCCCCACUAUACCUCGCCUGGUGUGAAUCCUCCUGCCGCCUGCUCGUCUCACUCUGCGUUCUGUGAUCGGGUUUGGUGGCGGUCACGUGCCACGCUCUCAGAUCUCAGCGGUUAGCACAGGUGUCACCCUAACGGGCAGAAAUGGUGACCCAAGCUACAAAAAUACCAAACUUAACCUUCUUUAAGUCAGAAUAUUUCAAAUGUGAAGCUGAAUGUUUGACCUGUGUUGGUUUUCUCCACUGGAUUUUAUUUUUCCCUCUCGGCUCCACGGCCUGUCUGUGUUUAAGCUCGUCUUCACGUUUGCCCGCCGGACGCGUGCACGGCGUCGCUCUGAAUGUGUCUCUCUGUGUUUACAUGCUCUGACUCUGACGGUUCGUUCUCAGGAUCGUGGACGCCGCCUUGUCCGACAGUCUGAAGGUGAUGUUUGAGCUGUCGUCUGCACUGAAGCUUUUUAGCGUCUGCCUUCCACGCCGCACCUUCCUCCUCCUCUUCAGCACUUUGAGUUUUUCUCACAGUCAGAUAACCACAGAUCUUUGUUCUGUACUGUGACGUAGACUGCAGCAUGUGGCUGUUUCUCAUCUUCCACCUGAAGUAGACAGUCUGUGAAACUGGUCGAGCUCCUGGUUUUAGUGGGAUGAGUCUGAGGCUUUUAACCAGCCGCCGUCUGUUUAGAGUCACCACAUAAGAAGGAAAUCAACAAACGCCGUCCUCUCUUUGGCUUUUACUUGAGUUUCACACUUAUUUUAUCAUAUUUGUGUAAGAAAGCUCCUGUUUUUAUUUCCCAUCGCUGUAAAUCAGCCCCAGCUCCGUGUGCACUGGUUUAAAGGACGUGUGAUGAUGAUGAUGAUGAUGAUGACGUUGUCUGUGAGACUCUGUUAAGCUUGUGAUGGACUGGCAGCCUGUCAGACACCCAGAGUUGGACACGUGAUUUAGCCCAAGAACAGGAACGUUUACCUGAUACAAAAACUUCCCAUCAUUAAAGUCCAACGACACGUGACUGACGUACUGAGAGAGAAACAAAAAUGCCUUUUUUUAAACGACCACUCGGUGACAUUUAGGGUUAGAAGUGUUCGUCAGCAGCGUGUGAGCUGUGCAGAAGUCACGUGACUCUGUUGAGUGCCACCUUAUUUAUGGGCUUAUUUGUUGAGACGAGUCAGUUCAUCAGAACAUGAACUGAAGCUUACCUCUGAGUAGGCUGGAGUUAAAUUUAAAGUCGGGUUUACCUUCAGGUUGGACGAUUACGCUGAUUUUAUACGUAUCAGACGCUCAGAUCAGAGGUUUAAUAAACAGUCACAGCAGAGCAGGUUUAUUUCCACAUCGAGUGAUCUGGCUGUCGUCUGAUGAUCGCUUCAGUCUGUUUCUCCCUGAGGUAAAGUCAGCAGGCGACAAACUGUAUGAGCUGUGAUUUUAGGCUUUUAAUUUGAAAGUUAAACAGGAACUGAACAGCGUCCCAGCCCAGUAAAACCGUGCUUAUUCUUUAUUCCAGCAGAGAGGAGGGUUUGACCCCACCUCAGAGUUCUUCCACCUGUUUUUGAUUUUAUUGUAGUUUUUUAUUGUAGUCCAAUCGCAGACUGAACGCACACGCUCGGCUGCUUCUUUAAUCUGAACCUGAAGGAUUUGGCUCAGCCGUGUGGACCAGCUCGACCAGCUGUGUUGGAUUCUUACUGUUAGCUUUCUUAGAUGUACGAUGAUUUUUUUUAUUUACAGUUAAUUAUGAGUUUGGGGGAGGGGGGAGCUGUUACCUACAGAGAGGACGUCCUCCACAAACAACAGAGGAGUUGUGAAAUGAGCGGACCCCCACCGUGUUCGACUGAGCUUUAUUUUUGACCGCAAGCACUCUUUCCAGCUUCGGAGCCGUCGCCCGGAGCUCUGUCCACGGCUUCCUCCACUACACACUUCUCCCCACGCCUCCAUCAUUAGCUCCAUCAUAAUCACCUGUCCCCUCUGACGUCCCGGCACCGCCCCUCCACUGCAGCAGGCCAGAGACCACACCCCUGCCACAGAGACCACACCCCUGCCACGGGAGGUUUUUUCUGUUUUGAUAAAUGCAUUUAUCAUAAAAACACCGAGAUGUUUGGUUUCGUUUACAGACUGAACGCACGAUGGGCCUUCCUCACACUCCCACAGUGAGAAUAACUGACUCUUUGAUACACUAAAAUAAACCGCUCUCUCCACCCGCGCCUCCGUUUGCCUUUGCAGUCUCAGUGUUCAGUCUGCAAACCUCUUCCCUGCACAGGAAACCGUCACAGUUUUGUGUUUUAGUUUUUCAGUAGCAUAAUUUAUGCAAAAGUGUUUUAUAGAUGUUGUAAAUGAAUAUAUUCCAAAAAUAUAUUGCGUAAAUAAAUGACGAGUAAAUAUCGA